CCCUUCCAAAUGCACUGUUGCGAAAUUCCCAAAAUUGACCUAAAAUCCUCCACCAGGGAACUGCAUAUUUGCGCCCAGCCACAAAAAGCUACUCGUCCUUGGCCUUUUGAGAAGAGGGAUCUUUUCCGGCAGCGUGUUUAGGGCUGCACCUUAACCGACUUCUGUCGCUCAGACCUAUUAUUCUUUUCAUUAUGUUUUCAUAGAAAAGAAAGAUCAACCAAUAUAGGAUAGCGGCUCGGAACAUAGGGUAACACCGGUGACAAAAGAAUCUUCAGAGGGGAUAUUCGCAAGAUUACAACAUUACAAAGAGAGCCGAAAGCAAACAAGCUUAUCUGAGUCAGACGAUUCAUAUUCAAUAACAUAGCGUCCACUCUUUGGUCAGUGGCGACCAUACCACCACCAACACCAGUUGGUCGGUCUCCAAUCAAUCCAACCAAAAAUGGCGUCCGUAGUAUCCGAAACAGUCCCAAAGUUCACCGCCGAAACCCUCCGUUACGCAGCAUGGCAAUCGGAACGAUGCCACCUCAUCCCCCUCCGUCUACGUAGAGCCAUCAAGAAAUACCUUCGAGAGCAAGAGGAACCGCACAUGAAGAGGAAGGUGUUGAGUCUGUCUCAAUCGUUUAACCAAAUCAAGGAUAUAAAUCUCCAGCUCACCUCCUCUACUUCCAAGGAGCUCUUUGAAGAUCCUCUAAAGUCAAUGGAGUGUUCGAAGCGCUGGAAGAUCACCACCUCUUAUGGCGACACAGGUCUCAAGUACAGAGACGAGCAGACAACCGCUUACAUUGCUUCUCGAAUGCCUGCCGUAUACUCUGCUUGUUAUAGAGUUCUCAGCGAGGUUCGUAGAAGGCUACCUGGUUUUGCUCCAACUAGGGUGUUGGAUUUUGGUGCUGGCACUGGUUCCGCAAUGUGGGCACUGCGAGAAGUCUGGCCCCAUGCGAUGGAGAGAAUAAGGUUGGUAGAGCCAUCCCAGUCAAUGCAACGUGCAGGGCAGAGACUUAUAAAAGGUCUAAAGAAUUUGCCACUUAUACAGAGCUAUGGUAGCAUUCAAGCACUAACUAAGAAUAUCAAUAAAUCUGAAAGAGAGCAUGAUCUUGUCAUUGCUUCCUAUGUGCUUGGAGAAAUACCGUCAUUGAAGGACAGAAUUACUGUAGUGAGACAGCUUUGGGAUCUUACACAAGAUGUUCUGGUUUUGGUUGAACCUGGAACACCACAUGGAUCUAAGAUCAUAUCUCAAAUGCGAUCUCAUAUCUUAUGGAUGGAAAAAAGGAAACUCCGCAAAUUAGAACGUGCAUCUGAGAAACGCCGCAAAUUAGUAGAUGCAUCUGAUGCUGCUCCCAAGGACAUGAUUGAUCUCAAAAAUGGUGUUCAUAUAGUAGCUCCUUGUCCUCAUGAUGGACCUUGCCCUUUGGAUAAUACUGGAAAAUAUUGCCAUUUUGUUCAGCGCUUGGAGAGGACAACAUCACAACGGGCAUACAAGCGGUCCAAGGGUGAGCCUCUACGUGGCUUUGAAGAUGAGAAAUUUUGCUUUGUUGCUUUCAGACGAGGACAAAGACCAAGAGAACCUUGGCCACUCGAUGGCAUGGAGUUUGAAACAUUGAAGGAGCAGCAUGCUAAAAGAAAUCCAGAAGAUUUGGAAAUUGACUACGAGGACCAAUUUCAGUCAGAAGAUGACGAAGAUGAUGGUUCAUAUGAAGAGGCUCUAGUUCCCUACCAGUCUGAUAUUGCAGAAACAGAUGCCGUCACUGAGAUUGAUGACGAGGAAGAAGAAGAAACUGCUAGUGCAGAUCUUGGAAGUGGUUGGGGUAGGAUUAUUUACACUCCUAUUCGGAGGGGUAAGCGGAUAGAGUUGGAUGUGUGCCGAGCAACAAAUCGUGAAGGCUCAGAAGGCUCCUUUGACCGUAUUGUUGUGACGAAGAGUAAGAACCCUACAAUGCAUCAUCAGGCCCGAAGAUCCCAAUGGGGUGACUUGUGGCCCUUCUGAAUCAAGAAACAUUCUUAUAUGUGAAUAAUGUUGUUGAAUUAUAGUAUGAUAGGAUGGAUUAAACAAAAACCGUGGAAUACGAAUAUGUAUCGUGAUUCUGAAUGUAAUUUUUGAGACGAUAGGGAUGGCUGAGCUAUAAUCACUUUAAAAUAAAGUAUUGUCAACGUGUGUUAAAAAUGU
Molecule: messenger RNA, 2161 nt
Organism: Cornus florida
Lineage: Eukaryota; Viridiplantae; Streptophyta; Magnoliopsida; Cornales; Cornaceae
Exons: 12
Coding region: 440-1981 (513 amino acids)
Biological process (GO): translation
Cellular component (GO): mitochondrial small ribosomal subunit
Molecular function (GO): structural constituent of ribosome; methyltransferase activity
Source: RefSeq, a predicted model, not a curated record